This is a messenger RNA of Sphaeramia orbicularis (orbiculate cardinalfish), 7015 nucleotides long. It is a transcript of the gene pcnx2, whose product is annotated as pecanex 2. The coding region runs from base 337 to 6756 and encodes 2139 amino acids. The record is from RefSeq and is a predicted model, not a curated record. Gene Ontology annotation, cellular component: membrane. NCBI's taxonomy places the organism in Eukaryota, Metazoa, Chordata, Actinopteri, Kurtiformes, Apogonidae. The transcript is spliced from 40 exons.
GGAAGGAGGGGAGGCGAUCUGGGCUGCGCAUCUGUAGCCUAUAGGCAGCUGAGGAGAGGGAGAGAGGCGAGCAGGACAAGAUGAGGACCACGAUAGCAGCAACGGACGAAUCGACAUUGGGAUGGAGGAUGGCAGACUGUAGGACAACACCGAGGACGACCGAUGAGGCAUGAAAGAGAAGGCGAAGGAGACGUGCUGUAUCGCCCCAACAUGGAGGCGUAGCGUCAGUAGCAUGCGUUAAAGGAGAUCAUUUUAUUGUAGCCUAGCAGCAGCAGCAGCAUCGGCAGCAGCAUCCAUCCGUCCAACCUGAGCGGAGAGGAGGAGAGCGGGGGAGAGAUGGGCUCCCAGGUUGUGCAGACCCUGCGUCAGGGGGUCUGGGCAUCCCUGACCGGCGGCUGGUAUCACGAUCCGGACCAGAAUAAAUUUAACAACUCAUGUCAUCUCUAUCUGUGGAUUUUUCUCCUGAUGUUACCCCUGUCUCUGCAUCUGGCCCUACCCCCCACCACCAUGGCUUUGAGCAUCUACUGCACCUCCAUCACUGUCUUCUUCAUUCUCAUCAAGUUGGCCAACUAUCGGCUGCAUGUGAUGUUCGAUGAGGGCGAGGCAGUGGUCCGUAGCAGCCUCUCCGACCUCAGCAAAGCUCCAGAGAAGAAAAGUAAUGCUUCGGACUCCUGUCUGCCGGCCGGCAUAAGGAAGAGCAGCACGGUCCCCGACAGUGUUGCCAUGACGAUGCUGACUCGGAAACGUCCCAGUCCUGUAAUCCAGGUGACAGUGAAACAGACUGAAACCGACCCAGGGCUGAUAGGGGUGGAGUGUUCGAAGUCAGAUGAAGCAAAGACUGGGGAAGGGCAGGGUGAGAGUGCUGCAGAGGAGAGGCCAGUGGAUGAUGGCCUGCAACCAAGUCCAGAGGCUUCUCCAGAUGACCUCUCCAGCCCCAAUCCCGAUCAGGCUGCCCCCCUGCUGCAGGCCCAGCAGAGACCCCCAUCCAGAGCCGAAAAGGAGGAGAUGUGUCCCGAAUCUGCACACGGGACUGAGAACAUGGAAGCAGAAAUAAUUGAGACUCAAGCAAUGAAAGAGGGAGCGGACAUUCAGGGCUCUUUGACAGAAAUUGAAAGAGAUAAGCCAGAACAAGAAGAGACACCAGAGAAGGACUUGGAAUGUGAAAGAAUAGAAAGCAAGAAAGAAUGUGAAGAUAAAGAGACUUCAGACCAGGAGACAGCAGAUGAAGGCUUACCUCCCUCUAAGGGAAGUGAAGAUGAGAGCGAGGAGGAGAGUGAAGGACUAAAAGAACCUUCGGAUGCCAACAAUAACUCACUGGAGAGCCCCCAGAACCUCCUGGAGGAAUCUGUGGACAUAUCAGAACCACCUGCACAGGGUGUGCCAUUAGAGGAGAUGUAUUGCUCUGAUGAGAUUGAAGUGGUUCUGGUUGACAACUCUGGCCCUGGGCCUGUGUCUUCUCACCUGGACGACAGCGAUACAGUCAAAAUCAUCAUCACCAUGAGCUGUGACCCUCAGACUGCUGCUCAGCUGGAGGAGAGUGUGAAGCAGAGCCUCCUGGAAAAUGCACAGGCGCAGAAAGAUGCUGGAGAAUGUCACAUCAAAAUCCCUGUCAUCACCUUCGACUCCCCUGAAGAAGAGAAGCAGGAAACAGAAGGAGGAGAAGAAGAAGCAGCUGGGUCAGAAGAUGACACAACGCCGAAACAGCUACAUACGACGAGCCAAAGUGAGGAGUUUCAUCUCUGCCGGGAAACAACCAGCUCUGAGUCACCCACGCUGGAGUGUCCAGAUCCAAGCCAGGAACAGCUCGGACUACAACUGACUAAGGACAGCACACCGAGCCCACAGCUGACGAAUGACAACAGCUCCUCAGGCAUUGAUGUCAACUCACACCCAGAUGAUACAGACCCACUGGAUGCCAAAGUGGAUUCGCAGGGUUUCUUGCGUAUUCCACCAGCUUUGGGCCGGUAUGGACCUGGUGGGAGGACUCAUAUCCGUGGGCUGAGCAUGGACAGUGGGAAAGAUGCUGUUCUCCUCUCAGAUCGCUCUAACAUUACCACCAUGACCACCUCCAAGUCUGAUCUGGAGGCGAAAGAGGGCCAGAUUCCUAAUGAAUCCAACUUCUUGGAGUUUGUGUCUUUGUUGGGAUCUCUUAGUGCCAGAGGGGGAGGGGCUAGUGCACAAGAAGAGGAGGGGCCAGAACAGGAAGUGGAAGUGACAGCUUCUAAUAAAGACAAUCUAAGUACAACCUCCAAACCUGAUGAGGCGAUCACAGAAACCAGCAUGGAGAUCAAACCAGAGAGACCCAAACCACCCACCAGUCUGCCCACCGGCACACGGCAGGCCAUACCACCCACUCACAUCCCCAUCGUCUCCCCCGACAGUCCCCAGACAGACAGAGAGAAGGAUCCGGACUAUGACUCCUUACCAUCGCAAACAUCUCAGUCUGAGAGCUCCAUGCUUCAGGUCAUCUGCAGACCAGAGGCCACCAACAAAGAAGAGGCCUAUACCUUCCACACUGUCCACCGAGACAGGCCUCGUAAGCUGUAUGCAGAAAGAGCCCUGAACCUGCCGCUCGGAGCUGAACUCAUCACCGGCAACAUGUGUGACCUGCUGUCGACUUCCUCCAACUCUGAGUGUCAGGAUGGACUCGUAGGAGGUCACUCUGACUGCCCUUUCCAGCGACGCAUCAUCCCUGCACACCGGCUCCGACCACGAAGGACACACCCAGAGAUCUUCCAGGAAGAGGAUUCCUUGGAUGAGUCUUCAGAGACGUCAACUCAGGAGAAGCCGACCAGGAAGAUUUAUUAUAAACUCAAACUCUUCCCCGGGAAAUGGAUUAACAUUCUGUACGACCGACUCACCCUGCUCGCCCUUUUGGACAGGAACCAGGAUGUUCUGGAGAAUCUCGUUGCUGUCUUCAUGGCCUUCCUGGUUUCUUUCCUCGGCUUCGUGCUUCUCAACCACGGCUGCUUCAAAGACUUCUGGGUCUUCCAGUUUUGCCUGGUUAUCGCCAGCUGCCAAUAUUCUUUACUCAAGAGUGUUCAACCAGAUGCAGCUUCACCGACACAUGGUCACAACCAGCUGGUGGCCUACAGCCGGGCGGCCUACUUCUGUAUCUGCUGUGCUCUGAUCUGGCUUCUGGAGCAGCUGUUGAGGAGGAAGGACCUGCCCAUAUCCACGCUGUAUGGAGUCACCAUCGUCUGCCAUGAUGCUUUGCGCUUCCUACGAGACCUGCUAAUGGGAUUCACCUACUGCUUUCCCAUCACCUUCCUGGUGGGUCUUUUCCCUCAGAUCAACACCUUCACCAUCUACCUGUUGGAGCAGAUUGACAUGCACUUUUUUGGUGGGACAGCUGCUACAAGUCUGGUGUCUGCAGUCUACAGCAUCCUACGCAGUGUGAUCGCCCUGUCGCUGCUUUAUGGGUUCUGCUUUGGAGCUCUCAAGGAGCCAUGGGAUGAACAGCACACGCCUGCACUGUUUUCUGGUUUUUGUGGCCUUUUGGUGGUUUUCUCAUAUCAUCUCAGUCGACAGAGCAGUGAUCCCUCUGUCCUAAUGUCUCUAAUAAAAUCAAAGCUAAUGCCCACAUUGGUGGAGAGUGAGGAAGAGGAGGAGGAAGAUAUAGACAUUAAAGAUCCACUGCCGGAAAAACUACAAAACUCAAUGAAGGAGAUCCUCCUGUCCGAUGUGGUCGUGUGCUCUGUCGCUUACAUCCUAACCUUCGCCAUCACCGCGAGCACCGUGUUUCUGUCUCUCAAGCCCUUUGUGACAAUCGUGCUUUAUGCAUUAGCGGGGACUGUGGGCUUUGUCACCCACUAUCUGAUCCCUCAGCUGAGAAAGCAUCACCCGUGGCUGUGGAUCUCCCACCCGGUCCUGAAGACCAAAGAGUACCACCAGUUCGAACCCAGAGAGGAUGCUGUGCUGAUGUGGUUUGAGCGUCUGUACGUCGGCCUCCUCUGCUUCGAGAAGUACGUCGUAUAUCCCGCCAUCAUUUUGAGUGCGCUAACAAAUGACGGCUUCGCUCUCAGUCACCGCAAGAAGCUUGGAAUCCACUGUGAUGUUCUCCUGACGACCGUUGCCGGGCUAAAGCUCCUACGCUCAUCCUUCUGUGACCCCAGUUUCCAGUUCCUCACCCUGCUCUUUACUCUGGUCUUUUUCCACUUCGACUGUCCGCACGCUUCGGAAAGCUUCCUGUUGGACUUCUUUAUCAUGUCUAUCUUUUUCCACAAGAUGCGUGAGCUGCUGUUGAAGCUCCAUUUCAUCCUGGUUUACAUCGCUCCCUGGCAGAUCGCCUGGGGCAGUGCUUUCCAUGCCUUUGCUCAGCCGUUUGCUGUGCCUCACUCUGCCAUGCUGCUGCUCCAGACCCUGCUCACCACCAUCUUUUACACACCUCUGGCUCCAUUCUUGGGCAGCGCCAUCUUCAUUUCCUCCUAUCCUCGGCCCAUCAAGUUCUGGGAGCGAAAUUACAACACAAAGCGUAUUGAUAACUCCAACAGCAGACUGGUUUCCCAAGUGGAUAAAGAGACAGGUUGUGAUGAUAACAACCUAAACUCCAUCUUUUACGAGUACCUGACCCGCUCCCUGCAGCAUUCGCUUUGCGGGGAUCUUCUCCUGGGCCGAUGGGGCAACUACAGCGCCGGAGACUGUUUCAUUCUGGCUUCAGACUACCUCAAUGCCCUGGUCCACCUCAUCGAGAUCGGUAACGGUUUGGUCACCUUCCAGCUCAGAGGUCUGGAGUUUAGAGGUACGUACUGCCAGCAGCGAGAGGUGGAGGCCAUAACGGAGGGCGUGGAGGAGGACGACGCGUGCUGCUGCUGCGAGCCUGGACAUCUGCCUCACAUGCUGUCGUGCAACGCAGCCUUCAACCUGCGCUGGCUGGCCUGGGAGGUGAUGGCCACCAAGUACCUGCUGGAAGGUUACAGCAUCAGUGAGAACAACGCAGCUACCAUGCUGCAAGUGUACGACCUCAGAAAGCUGCUCAUCACCUACUACCUGAAGAGUAUUAUUUACUACCUGGUCCACUCUCCUAAACUGACCACUUGGCUCAAGGAUGCAUCCAUCCAGGAGGCGCUGCAGUCUUAUACAAAGUGGCACCACAUCGAGCGUGACCCACAGGUCUUUAGUGUGAAGAUCGAUGAAGACUACGUGCACUGUCUGCAGGGAGUGACACGUGCCAGCUUCUGCAACGUCUACCUGGAGUGGGUCCAGUACUGUGCUGGCAAGAUGGAGACGCCUGUGGAGAGUGAUGAAGACUCUCCUCUGGUCACUCUGUCAUAUGCUCUGUCCGUCCUGGGAAGAAGAUCUCUGGGUACCGCAUCGCACAACAUGUCCAACAGUCUGGAGUCGUUUCUUUACGGGUUCAACACCCUGUUUAAAGGUGACUUCCGCAUAGCCACAAAAGAUGAGUGGGUCUUUGCUGAUUUGGAUCUACUACAGAAGGUCGUGGCUCCUGCAGUCAGAAUGAGCCUCAAACUGCACCAGGAUCACUUCACGUGUCUGGAAGAGACAGAGGAGGCAUCUAUCUUGUACGAGGCCAUCACAAACUACCGCGGCAGCCUGGUUAUCUGCCACGAGAGUGACCCCGCCUGGCGUAAGGCGGUGCUGUCCAGCCGCGACACUUUGCUCACAUUGCGACACAUGAUCGAUGACGGCACGGACGAGUAUAAGAUCAUCAUGCUGUACAAACGCCACCUCAGCUUCAAGGUCAUCAAGAUCAAUAAGGAGUGCGUGCGAGGCUUGUGGGCAGGACAGCAACAAGAGCUGGUGUUUUUACGAAAUCGGAACCCGGAGCGCGGCAGCAUCCAGAACUCGAAGCAAGCACUGAGGAACAUGGUCAACUCAUCUUGUGACCAACCACUGGGUUACCCCAUGUAUGUGUCUCCACUGACGACAUCAUUUGCAGGAACACACCGUACACUUCGCAGCAUCGGAGGAGGGGCUUUAAGUCUGGACGCCAUCCGCUCCUGGCUCUGCUCUAAAUGGCUACGGGUGCGUAAGGACAACCUGACCAGCUGUAACAGCGGCGUGAACAUGGAGGAUGUGGACUGCGGUGCUGGUGGGUCAUCCUCCCUCAGCCACAACCGCCCCUCCUCCGUCACCUCUAACAGCCUGAGUGUGUACCAGCACCGAGCCCGGACAACACACAGCCACAGACACCACAACACAGCAAGGAGAGAGUACCGCAGCCGGUCAGUGCAGCCUCAAAGUCAGCGUCCUCCAGUCAGCAGCCAAUCAGGACCCAUCCUGGACUCAGGCUCCACCCACGGGCUGGUUCAGCGUCUGUCCAACAGCCAGCUGUCCUUUAACACAUCCAUAGCCUCGAUAUUCUCACAGGUCCCUCGUCUCUCAGGAGCCGGCGGGAUCAGUUCACAGCUGCAGGCGGCGCAGCAUCAGCAGCGUUCCAGCCAGGUCUCAUCGUCUUCGUCUACUCUCAGCCUGCUUUUUGGGAAGCGUAGUUUCUCCAGUGGUUUAGUUAUCUCUGGGCUCUCUGCCGCCGAGGGGGGAAAUACCACUGACACACAGUCAUCGUCCAGCGUCAACAUUGCCAUCGGGCCGUCACACAGGUCGAGCAGCAGGGCCACACAGUGGACGUCAGAACCAUACGAGAGCAUAGACGCAUCCUACUCGAACACCGCAGCUGGUCCGAAGGACGGCACGCAGUCAGGUGACCGAGGCUGCAGCCAGGGAUUAGACAAGACUGAGGAAGAAUCAGAGUCUGCCUCAACAGCCCAGGAGGCUCCGGAUCAAAAGACUGUCUGAGAGAGAACACACAAACACACAUACCAACACACACAUGAGUGCCCAUACUAAUGCCUAUUAACAGAGAGGACUGUAUGAAAAAUGACACAAACACACACCCACAUAUAUACAUAAAGACGAUUGUAUGAGAGGGCACCCAUGCACACAGACCUGCCUCCUCUCCUGUCCUCAGCAUGUGGUCUCACCCUGUUGUCUGAAUGUAGAGUCUGAAAAUAUGAUUUUGGAUCCGGAUGAUGAAAUAAAGAUGUUUUUAAGUGAG